This is a messenger RNA of Lottia gigantea (owl limpet), 2226 nucleotides long. RefSeq lists its product as hypothetical. The transcript is spliced from 2 exons. Gene Ontology annotation, cellular component: plant-type cell wall. Gene Ontology annotation, biological process: xylan catabolic process; arabinan catabolic process. Gene Ontology annotation, molecular function: xylan 1,4-beta-xylosidase activity; alpha-L-arabinofuranosidase activity. The record is from RefSeq and is a predicted model, not a curated record. NCBI's taxonomy places the organism in Eukaryota, Metazoa, Mollusca, Gastropoda, Lottiidae. Bases 1 to 2226 code for a protein of 741 amino acids.
AUGGGGUUUGUGCGGUUGGUAAUAGUAACAUGCAGUUUGUGGCUGUCAACCACUCCGUUCAUCGUAAUAGCUAAUGAAGACUUUCCCUUCAGAAAUGUCAGUCUUAGUUUUGAAGAAAGAGUGGAUGAUUUGGUCAGUCGACUAUCAUUAGAAGAAAUGAUGCAACAGAUGUCUCACGAGCUUCCUAAACUUGGACAAGGUGUACCCGCUAUUCCUAGACUAGGAAUCAAAAACUACACCUGGAUUACGGAAUGUCUUCGAGGUGACGUUCAAGCUGGAAACGCUACGUCUUUCCCUCAAGCUCUUGGAUUAGCCGCUUCCUUUGAUAGUGAUAUUUUGUUCCGCGUGGCAAGAGCAACUGGGAUAGAAGUCCGAGCUAAGAAUAAUGAUUAUGUAAAACGAGGUAUGUAUGGAAUCCACCAGGGAUUGAGUUGUUUCAGUCCGGUGAUAAAUAUCAUGAGAGAUCCAAGAUGGGGUAGAAAUCAGGAAACUUAUGGUGAAGAUCCGCAUCUAACAGGGACCCUAGCUCAAAGUUUUGUUCGUGGACUGCAAGGAGACGAUUCAAGAUUCCUUCUCGUCAAUUCUGGAUGUAAACAUGCUGAUGUAUAUGCCGGCCCUGAGAAUAUUCCCGUGUCCAGAUUUGGAUUUGAUGCUAUAGUGUCCACCAGAGAUUGGAGAAUGACGUUCCUGCCUGCGUUUAAGAAAUGUGUAGAAUCGGGAACAUACAAUAUCAUGUGCAGUUACUACAGUAUCAACGGGCGUCCAUCUUGUAUAAAUGAAAAACUUUUAACAGAUAUUUUAAGAGACGAAUGGAAAUUCAAGGGAUAUGUAGUUAGUGAUGCUGGCGCAGUUGAACACGUGAUAUAUCACCAUCAUUAUUUCAAUAACAGUUUAGAUGCCGUAGUCGCAGCUGUAAACGCAGGAGUAAAUCUAGCUGUGGCCAGUUUUAAGUAUGACUACACCCCAGUAUAUUACUCCAUUGUGGACGCUGUAAAUAAAGGGAGGUUAUCGAUAGACAGAAUACGAGAACUGAUGAAACCAAUGUGGUAUACAAGAAUGAAACUUGGCGAGUUCGACCCACCAGAUUCGAACCCAUAUAAACAGCUAAACUUGUCUGUUAUUGAAAGUGACGAACAUAGAGAACUGGCUUUAGAAGCUGCUGUCAAAUCGUUCGUCUUGUUGAAAAAUAAGAAUAAUUUUCUACCUUUUUUGAGCUACAAUAAUGUGAGUAUUAUAGGACCAUUCAUGGAUAAUAAAGCCGAUUUAUUCGGUGACUAUCCCCCUAACACCGACCCUAAGUUUGUGACAACACCUUUUGAUAGAUUGUCCCGAUUGGCUGGGAAUUUGACGUUUACCCCUGGAUGUGUUGAUGGAGCACCAUGUUUGAAAUAUGAUAAGGCUGCAGUAACUAAAGCUGUAAAAUAUGCCAACUUAGUUUUUGUUUGUCUUGGAUUAGGUUCACAACUAGAAGGAGAACUUAAAGACAGAUCCACGAUAAUUCUACCCGGGUACCAGUUACAACUCUUACAAGAUGCUGUUUCUAGAAGUCCACCUGGUACACCGGUGAUGUUGAUUCUAUUUAAUGCUGGACCAGUAGAUAUCAGUUGGGCUGAAAACAGUGACAGAGUAGUGGCAAUAUUGGCGGCCUUCUACCCAGCACAAGCUACUGGUGAAGCAUUAUUUCAGGCGGUUACUUUAGAGGAUCCGAAGAACAAUCCGGCAGGAAGACUACCGUUUACAUGGCCAGUAUCUGAAUCCCAAAUUCCACCAAUUACCAAUUACUCAAUGGUUGGUCGAACGUAUAGAUAUGCCACUGAACAACCGUUAUACCCAUUUGGUUACGGUUUAUCCUAUACGACGUUCAACUACAGCAAUUUUAAUAUAAAUACUAAAAUACAGAUAGGUGGUAAUUUUUCAGGUUCUGUAAACAUUCAGAAUACGGGUAAAUAUUCCGGGGAUGAGGUAGUACAGGUGUAUAUAUCUUGGCCAAAACUUCCAUUUCCAGCUCCAAAACUACAGCUUGUGUGGUUUGAUAGGAUAUAUAUCAAUAAAAAUGAAAUAAAGACGGUGAAGUUUGAUAUCUCGGGUGAAAAUCUGGCUGUGUGGUUUGAUGAUGGGUGGAAGAUUCCUACAGGAAAAUAUCUUAUAUAUGUCGGAGGUCAACAGCCAAAUACUACUAAAACUGUUCCUUCUAAUGUUCUUCAGUCUUAUUUCUUGCUAGUAUGA